AUGAAGCCUGGAAAGAGCGUUGAAACCAGAGAGGAGAUAGUGGAAGUUCACACUGCAGCUCGCUCGCCAUCUCCAAAGCAAAAAACCAAAGAACAUACGCGUAGCAGACCGGGAUCACGUAAACUUUCGAAUGGUCAUGCAAGCCAAGAAGACACCGAAAUCCAUACGGAGGAGACUUCAAAUAAAUCUAAAUCCCGAGAAAACUGGAAUAAAUCAGAGCAGGAAUCGGUGGACACGGAAUUGCCAAUACACGAUCAAAUUAAAAUGGGAAUAUUAGGUUUUGUUGAGAAAGAAAUUAAGAAGUCUGAUAAGAAUCCAUCGUUCGUAUUCUAUUCUCAUGAUCCUAACGGCUUGGAUGAGAAAUUUAUGAAGACGUUAUCCAGACCUUCCAGUGGUCAUAAAGAGAAACGAAGCCCAUCAUACAGAAAGAAAAAACGGCAUUCCUCAAGACACAGAGACAGGGAAUUGCAUGAUUUUGAAAUACCAGGUUCAAGUUUAAUAGCUCUGGAGAAGGUUGAUGAUUAUUUGAAGGAGUACAAUAAAGAUGAAGUUGUUACUCUGAGUGGUGAGUUGGAAAUUGAAGCUAAUGACGUCGAAAAUAACAACGGAACACCUCGAGAAGUGAGGCAUAAGCCUCGUAAAACACGUCGGAAAGCCAGAGAUCAACAUGACAGUAAUGCAAAUGGCCGGGAUGUGAGCCCGAAAGUAUUUAAGAGUGCUGGUCGGUCGAAGAUUGCUGCUAAAACUGCUCGGCCCUCAGAUCUCACUGCGAUGUUAGAAAGCUUAGAAGCUAAUGUACCAUUCAAUGAUCAAUAUAUUGACAAUCCGUUCUCAUCACCUUCACCACUGACAUCACCAAAUGAUGAACGAAGAGAUCCGUUUGGGUCGAGACGACCUGAGAAGAUUUAUCUUCAAGGCGGAGGAACCUUCAGGGCUGUGUCGAGAGAUAGAAUACUUGAGUCCCAACAGUCAAGAGAUGAGGAAAAAUAUUUACAUCUCGGUGAUUUAACACCAUUGGAUGUGGCAAUAACCGUUCAGAAAGCAUGGCGUAAUUUCUCUCCAGCUUGCCACGGGGUACUCGGAGGGAUUUCUCUGAUGCAUUUGCUGUUAAUAAGCUAUUCCGAUAGCUUGGAUGCUGGACAUUUAUCGUUUCAUGCUGUUGUAACGAUGCCUUAUGUAGCUAGCUACUACUUCUUUUGUGUGCUAUGCCUAUUAUCGGUUUUGGAUAGAUUGGACAUAACCAGUAUAGACACAACCCGUGGCCUUCAGCCUUGGUUCCAACCGAUAGUAUUAGUUAUACUAUACACAUCUUGUUUGUUGGUUUGUACGGCGGCCCGGAUGUAUGAUGAGCUCAUGGUGUACCAAUAUACGCCACUAGUUGCAAAUAUCACUGGAAAUGUUACCACUCCAACAAUACCGACAUUCUACCACACAUGGACCCACUUCUCUAUAUGGCGAGCGGUUCUCUCUAUACUGGGCUUGGUCUAUUUUGUUAUAUCAAACCCAGAGGAUUUAGUUCAUACAAAUUUGAGUAAACUACUGCACUUUAAACAUACACUGCAAAGUAUUGGAUGA
Danaus chrysippus (African queen) is the source of this 1575-nucleotide messenger RNA. NCBI's taxonomy places the organism in Eukaryota, Metazoa, Arthropoda, Insecta, Lepidoptera, Nymphalidae. The record is from the annotation of a GenBank genome assembly.